Oryzias melastigma (Indian medaka) is the source of this 3652-nucleotide messenger RNA. RefSeq names its product microtubule associated protein 10 (gene map10). The record is from RefSeq and is a predicted model, not a curated record. The transcript has a single exon. Gene Ontology annotation, biological process: mitotic spindle midzone assembly; positive regulation of cytokinesis; cytoplasmic microtubule organization. The coding region runs from base 133 to 2394 and encodes 753 amino acids. Gene Ontology annotation, cellular component: mitotic spindle midzone; mitotic spindle pole; cytoplasmic microtubule. NCBI's taxonomy places the organism in Eukaryota, Metazoa, Chordata, Actinopteri, Beloniformes, Adrianichthyidae. Gene Ontology annotation, molecular function: microtubule binding.
UCAUCCCGGCGCGUUUGUGACGUCAAAUGCUCGCGUCGGUUGUUUCCAUAGCACCGUUCAAAGCUUUUAGCAGCGUUUUUACGGAUUAGCGGCGGGUCGUUUGUUUUGCCGCGCAGUUUCUUUGUUGACAGAAUGUCCGACGAUAAUCCGGAGAGUCUGUUUUCACUCCAGCUUUUGGUGGAGAACAUCCAGCUGGAGAGACGCUGCAAAGCUGCCCGGGAGCUGGCUCUGGGAGUCAGAUUACUGGAUUUUCCAACGCUGUUCAUUUAUCAGCCCCAGAAGAGCGCGCCUGCGCAGAGAGACGACCCUAAACUGUUGGAAUAUGCGUUUAACAGAGGCAAGUCCUGCUUCUUCAAAAUGAAUCUGAGUUCAUUGCAUAUCCAUCUGACCAGCAGCUCUCUCCAUGCUCUGGUGCUGGAUGUGACAGAGGAGAUGCCCAGAUUACUCGGCUCCUGUCUGCUAUCAGUGGCUGAAUCCAUGAACAGAAUUUGGCAGGAUGUGACUGAACGUGGCUCUUCUCACCCCUCUUCUCACGGAGAACGCAGGAUUAUUGGUAUUUGUAAUAUCUCAGGGGGAAAAGUUGGAACUAUAUCCCUGAGCUAUAAACUGGUGUAUCUGGGAACAAGUUUAUUGCCACACAUCAGAGAGAAGGGGAUUCCUGCAGGGCCCCCUGGCUGUGAGGAGGAGCACCUCCCCACAGACCCACAAAAGCAGACUGAAGAAGUCUUCAUUGAAGAUACGAAUGCUACAAGUGGAGACAGUUUUGAGGAAGAGUUAACUUUAUUCUGCCCCCCUCAGCUUUACUAUUGUAGCGCUGCUCAUGAGAAUUGCAAAAGUGAAGACCACAAUCUGAACUUUGAAGCUUUUAGGCUCCUUGAUUCAGCGUCUGAGAAUGAAAACAAGAAAUCUGAAAGUCCAACGCCUCAAGGGGUGAAAGUCACAAUCGCCCAACAAACGUCAAACAGCCAAUCUGCUAGCGGGGGAACCCAGACUGUCCUUAGGGAGGCCUUACGACAGCUGCCUCUCCUAAACGCUCUCGUAGCUGAACUGUCACAGUUGUAUGGAGAGAGCCCACACCAGGACUCAUCUGUUUACCCCAGGCAGGCGUCCUCAGCUGGACACAAAAACACAACACAGGAACUACCCCAGCCCCUGCACACAAGCAGACAGUCAACCAGUCCUAGUUUAUUCCAUGUACAACCCUCUCCAAGCAGUUCUAAAACUCACAUUAUAGUGAAAAAGAACCAGGAAGAGACUUUCCACCAGAAUAGAAGCUGCAACAAAUCUAACAAGAGCAAUCUAGUAUACGGGACAACUAAAACAUUUAACCUGAGGUUGAAGCAGAUUUCCUCCAUCAAAGGAAGAAGGCGGGAAUGCAUGGAAGUAAAAAGUCAAACAGCGCCAAGGACGGCCAAAGGAAAGCUGAGGUCUGACGGAACAAUCCUAAGAUCCAGCAAAAAAAAGUCAUUGUCAAGCCUGAGCCCUGGCAUCAAUGAAAAUCCAGAGACAGAGAUUCAGAGGCUCACGAUGAACUCUGCGCUGCAGGAAACGAGCACCGUGAGGCAAAAGGCUCAGCGCGGGAGAGGUCGCAUGGAACAAGGUAGACACGCUCAAGGAAUUUCAGAAAAAGCUCCACGUUCACCGGGAGACUUGAAAUGCAUUAACAUCCCGAGCAUGGAUACUGACAGCUCGCCCUGGAGCAAAGACAAGCACGAGCAUCACAGCAAAUCAGAUCAAUCCGAGUCUGAGCCUGACAGAGACCAAGACAAAAUUGAAUCUUCCCAAAGCAGCAGACGCGGCAGCACAAAGUUUUCAUUUUCAGAUGCCAGCGUUCACGAGAGCGAGGAGGUGGACUACACCGACGACUUUGACAAUCUAGAAUCCAGUGAUGCCUGUUCUCCUGACCCCUGGAGCAGUCCUGAGCCCUCCAGGGUCAAGACUCCAAAAUCUCCUGACACCAACCGUUCUGAAUCUAUAUCUGAGGGUGUCCAGAGGAGAUCCGCCCCUCUUCCUGCUCCUGUUAAAGCACCGCGCUCUCCACAUCGGACUCUGAUGGAAACUCACAUAAUCCGACCUCGAACCCAUGGCUCAGCUCUCAGUUUUUCCUCUGAUGAAGACUGGAACGAGCCGUCGUCUUCACAAACCAUUCUCUCUAAAAAACAAAUGUUAUCAAGAAACAAUCAGAAAGCUAGUUAUAGUGUGGAGAGCUCUGCAGCAGUAAGUGGAGAAAAGUCCACCCAGAGCGUGGCAGAAGUUUCUUCAGAAUCCAUUUCCUCAUUCUCAGCUCAGGAGGCGGAGGGACUCCAGGAUGAGGUUGGGACUCUGGAUUUUAGAAAGAACUGUCAUCACGUCUCAGAGCUUGUGAUCAGCAAACUUCCUGGAUACACAAUGUAAAGAAACUAAUGCAAUCUCCUAACAUGACAGACUUCCUGAUAUUUACUGUAAAUCUUUGCAGCAUCAGGAAAAUAGUUUCAAGCACUGGCAAACUUUUGGUUCACUUGUUCUAUGAAUUAUUCAAAGAAGUGAAAAUUUAAUUCAAAUAUUUUUUCAUUUUUAUAUUUCAUUUAAAAAAUCUGAAAUAAUUUACAGAGCUACUCCAAUGAUAAUUGUUUAUUUGGUGUUUUCAACAUGUUAUUAUGAUGAUAGAGAACAUAUAUUAAAAAAAUGUGCUUAAAAUGGCAUUUCUGAGGGUAUUUUUUAUUUAAACCAUUGUAAAUCAGGAGCAGAUGCAAAAAAUGCAGUUUGAAAAAGGUCACAUUUGUGAUAUGAUGCACUGGCCACAAGCUCCUCGCUCCGCUCCACCAUGAUGCAUCCUUUUGUCUUAAGUUACUGGUCAAUCUUUGCUCCAAAACUCACCUAUGAGGUCUGAGUUAAGAUCGAAAGAACAAGGUCCUGAAUACAAACGGCUGAUAUGAGCUUCCUCUGUAGGGUGGCUGGGCACUCGCUUAGAGCGAGGGUGAGAAGCUCGGUCACCCAGAGAGAGCUCAGAGUUGAACCGCUGUUCUUCCAUGUCAAGAGGAGCGUCCACCAAGAGCCUCCACCAAGGGACCCUAGACAUGACAGACAUGUUCCCCUAAAGCAGGGGUCUGUAACCUUUAACAGUAAAAGACCCAUUUAGGCUUGCUUAUUUUCUACUGAUCAAAACUUUGUAGGAGCCGCAAAGUCUUAUUUUGAUACUGCUCUUCGUUCAUUACAAUGUAGUUUUUAUUAAUAUGAAUUAUGCUUCUUUUUUGUCAUGAAUAAAAACAGAAAUAUAAAGAGAAACUAGGCUCAUAGGAUUUCCUUCUGAAAUAAAAGAGGCCUUGUGCCAAACAGUCAUAACACUGCAGCUCUGGACAGCAUAAGAAAACAUGAGCUUUAAACUCAUAAAAGAUCAGACUUUUUCCCAAUUUUGUUUUUCUUAGUAUUUGAAAUCUGUUUUCUGGAGGAAGCAAAGCGCAAACAAAACCUUUUCAAGUAAUCAGGAAUGUAAAAAUCUCGAUGAGGAAGAGAAGCAGCUCUACUCUGAGCUCCUUCCAGUUUGAAAUAAAAGAAAAGUACUCUUAUCAAACGUGUUGUCAUAUCUUGAUCUAUUUUUUAUAAGAAAUACUUUUUAUUGGGUAUUUUACAUUGGGUAAAAAUUACCCAGAAGUGAUGGUGUAACUUUUUAUAG